UGUAAUUGUUUAACAAGCUUUCUUGUUAAUGUUACAAUGUUUGAACUGAACUAAUAGUCAUGAUCCACAGACUCUGCUGACACAACAUCAGAAACUCUAGUGUGUAUGAUUGCUGGAUCAUUAUUCAGAGUGAUUAUGAUUAUUGUUGAGAUUGCAUUGUUGCAUUGGAAAGCUGACAGCAACUUAAAAAAUGGCGGAUAAGUGUCACAUGUGUCUGACGGGACUGAUCAUUCUCUGCUCACUUCUCACAGGUACCAGUGGAGCAGAAGUGACUCACAUAUUCCACACUUCUGGUGAAAAUGUCCAUCUGCCCUGUAACAAUGCUCUUUCUGACUGCACAUCAGUUACAUGGAACUAUGACAUAUGAUAUGCAUUUAGAGACAUUGAACUGUUUGUCUUGGGGAAAAAGAAGAAUAACAGGGAGAAAUACGACAGACUGAGUCUGGGCUCUGACUGCUCUCUGAACAUCAACAAAGUCACAAGAGUAGAUUAUGGAAUUUACAUCUGUCAACAGUAUGGACAACAACAAGGAUAUGAAAGACAUGUUUAUCUGCAUGUUCUUCAUGUCUCUCCAUUAACCUCACAGACUGAGAUCAGACCAGGCAGCUCUGUGACUCUCUCCUGUCAGUUGUACACGUAUGAUCGAUUCCCUUGUUAUUUUUUGGUCAGUACUGAGGGAAUUCAGCUGAUCUGGAUGAAUCAGGCUGGUAUGAAUCUGCAGACAGACUCCAGAUAUCAGAUAUCACUCUCCUCAACACACUGCAAUAGCACUCUGACUACAACACUCCUGAAUGAAGAUCACAACAGAGAGUGGACAUGUCAGGUUACUCAGAGAAAUGAAGUGAAGACCUCAGCCACAUAUACUGUCAAGUAUCCAACUCAAGUCGAGACAAAGACAAUGACUUCAGUCACCAGCCCAAACUCAAAGACAACCAUAACUGCAAAGACACCAGCAGCAGACCUCGCUGACACAACAUCAGAAACUCUAGUGUGUUUGACUGCUGGAUCAUUAUUCAGAGUGAUUAUGAUUAUUGUUGAGAUUGCAUUGUUCGCUGCUCCUACUGUGAUUCUUCUUCAGAUCAUCUGUGCAAGAAGAGCUGGGAAGAAGAACUCCCAACCCAGAAGAAAUUAAGAUGUCUACAAUUUUUGAAUAAAACACAAAUAGCAUGAAAGACCUCUGAAAUUCAUUUUUCAAUUAGUACAUUACUGUGGAAAUAAUAGUUUAAAAGCAAAAGAAGCAGGUUUUUGCAUUGUGUUAGAGCUUGUUUUUGUGUUCAGAUCAAGUCGGCAUUAAA
This is a messenger RNA of Labeo rohita (rohu), 1295 nucleotides long. RefSeq lists its product as uncharacterized. Lineage: Eukaryota; Metazoa; Chordata; Actinopteri; Cypriniformes; Cyprinidae. Gene Ontology annotation, biological process: interleukin-15-mediated signaling pathway; T cell activation; positive regulation of ERK1 and ERK2 cascade. Gene Ontology annotation, cellular component: membrane raft; external side of plasma membrane. Gene Ontology annotation, molecular function: MHC class II protein binding; protein tyrosine kinase binding. The record is from RefSeq and is a predicted model, not a curated record.